Messenger RNA from Armigeres subalbatus, 1073 nucleotides. Its product is annotated as PRKR-interacting protein 1 homolog. The coding region runs from base 97 to 798 and encodes 233 amino acids. NCBI's taxonomy places the organism in Eukaryota, Metazoa, Arthropoda, Insecta, Diptera, Culicidae. Gene Ontology annotation, molecular function: protein kinase binding; double-stranded RNA binding; protein kinase inhibitor activity. Gene Ontology annotation, cellular component: nucleolus. Gene Ontology annotation, biological process: negative regulation of protein kinase activity. The record is from RefSeq and is a predicted model, not a curated record. The transcript is spliced from 3 exons.
UUCAUUUUCCGAAAAAGUAUCGGUAGCAUUUUUCUCAUUUUUCUAUUCGAGUAAUGUUCUGAUUAUUCUUUCCUUGAUAAUUUAGUUUCCCAAAAAAUGGAUAUUCGGAAUGAAGUGAAAAUCACCGAUAAAGAUUUCGAGAAGAAGAAAUUCGUCGUUCGCAAUGCAGCUGACAUACAGCGAGCUAAGCUGGAGAAGCUGAUGAAAAAUCCGGAAAAACCAGUCAUCAUUCCCGAAUCCCCCCGGGAACGCGAUUUCUCCAACGCCAUUCCGUCGUUCGUUCGCAAUGUGAUGGGCUCGAGUGCUGGCGCCGGAUCGGGCGAGUUCCAUGUCUACCGGCAUUUGCGACGGAAGGAAUAUGCCCGCCAAAAGCAUAUACAGGAAAAAAGCCGUGCUGAACAGAUGGACGAUGAUUUCCAGCAGAAGCUGGAGCAAAACAAACAGGAUGCGGAAGACAGAACAGCGAAAAAACGGGCCAAACGGCAAAAGAAGAAAGCGAAACAGAAGGCCAAUCGCGGAAAGAAACCCCGCAAAGAGGAACAAUCAGACAAAAGUGAGGAGAGUGAUGAGGAAGAGGAUGAAAUGCAGGAUGACGAGAAGCCCGGAAAUGAUUCUGGGUACCAGAUAGGUGAAAAAGACAAGGCAGAAAUUUCUGAUAUUGGAGAGUCAUCGAAUCAGCAAAUCCAUCAAACAGCUAGAUCAAGCGAGCAGGAUGUCAUUGAUAAAGAUGAAUGUUUAAAAGAUUCUAGUAGAGAAGAUAGUGGUGACGACGAUUCAACAAAACCUCAAAUAGAUUAAUUAUAUAAUAAACAUUAAUAAUUUGUCAUUGUAAUUUUAUUGAGUACGAUAUCUUAUUGGUUUUAGGGCAAGGAAGCGAAGUUGUAGCAAACCAAACCAAUUAGCGUUUAUCUCUUUAUCUAUUCAAUUACAUCGCCUAUUUAUUUUGAUAUUUUGUAGAAGAUAUUUUGUAUUUAGUUACUUAUAUAAUUACAUACAGCGAUUCCAUAAAAUACCGAUAUAGUAAGUCACAAGAUAUCAUAAAAAUUGGUAGUUUUGUUCCUCUUCACAAAAUA